UUUAGUUUGCGCUUGCGCAUACGUUUACGUCAGUGCUUGCAUUUCGAGCCGAGUUGCUUGUGUGUUGCUGGCUGUAUUGGGCACAAUGACGACAUCUUCAGAUUUCGGUAAUCCACUUAGAAAGUUUAAGCUCGUCUUCUUGGGAGAGCAGAGCGUUGGGAAGACAUCACUCAUCACAAGGUUUAUGUACGACAGCUUUGACAACACGUAUCAGGCAACAAUAGGCAUCGACUUCUUGUCGAAGACUAUGUAUCUUGAAGACAGAACGGUUCGAUUGCAGUUGUGGGAUACAGCUGGUCAGGAGAGAUUUCGAAGCUUGAUUCCCAGCUAUAUCAGAGAUUCAACUGUAGCUGUUGUUGUUUAUGAUAUCACAAAUGCUAAUUCAUUCAACCAAACGAAUAAGUGGAUUGAUGAUGUGCGGACAGAGAGAGGCAAUGAUGUCAUAAUUAUGUUGGUUGGAAAUAAAACAGAUUUAGCAGAUAAACGGCAAGUUUCAAUAGAAGAUGGUGAGAAGAAAGCGAAAGACCUAAAUGUUAUGUUCAUCGAGACAAGUGCAAAAUCAGGCUACAACGUCAAGCAGCUAUUUAGACGAGUUGCAGCAGCACUUCCAGGAAUGGAAAGCUCAUCAGAAAGGCAGCAUCAUGAACAGAACAUUGUGAUUACCGAACCACCACCUGAUCCUCAGAACAGCCAGUCAGGAUGUUGGUGCUGAGUGGGUAUCGAUUCUGGCUGCUGUGUAUCAUUUUAUUGCAAUGAAUCAGUUUGCAUUAGUUCUGUCAAAUGUGAUCUGUAAGUACACUUGAGAGACUAAAUUUCAUCAGUUUCAACUAGAGGGGCACUUACGAGUGCGUGUAUGAUGUAUCGCUACUUGAACGUUGAAUACUGUAUGUAGUAUUGAUGUUUGUUGAAUGAUCA
Molecule: messenger RNA, 915 nt
Organism: Corticium candelabrum
Lineage: Eukaryota; Metazoa; Porifera; Homoscleromorpha; Homosclerophorida; Plakinidae
Product: ras-related protein Rab-6A-like
Exons: 8
Coding region: 86-712 (208 amino acids)
Biological process (GO): vesicle-mediated transport
Molecular function (GO): GTPase activity; GTP binding
Source: RefSeq, a predicted model, not a curated record